UCUUUUUUUUUUGAUCAUUAAUUUCUCUCUUUCGUUUGUCUGUAGCAGCGUGGUACGACCCUCCAUUUUGUCAAAGCCUUAUGCCUGUAACCUCCAUUUUUUCUCCCCCUUUUCAAUCGUUUCCACUGUUCCUUAGUCGUUUUUUCCGUGUUCUUCGAUCUCAGCAUCCAUGGCAGAUCGAGAAUUCUAGGGUUUUUUCGUACCCUAGCGGCGGGAGCCCACCUUCGCUUUCAUCCUCUUUGAAAAACCACAGUUUUCAUGGUCUCUUUCCCAUUUUAAACUGAAAAGAAUCAUGUCCCCCCUCCUUUAUAUUCAUUUUCUCUCUGUAAUAUCUUUACGUGGCUUAAAGCUCGACUCCUUGGCGGCCAUGAUCGAAUCCCAGUUUGGGUUUUUUUUCUCUCUCUAGAUCGAUGGACAUCUCUCUCUGAUUCUGAAUUUUAGAACCCUCUUUUGUACCACAGAUCUGGUUGAGGAAAGCCAAGUUUUUGUUCUUGUUUGAUAGGAGAAAUAUGAUGGUUUUUCUGGGAUUUGUUACUCAGUAUUAGGGUUAGGGUUUCAAUAUCAGGGUUAGGGUUUUUCUGGUUUAGGGGGUUCAAUGGAUGAGGUGGAAGAAGCUAAUAGAGCAGCUGUUGAAUGCUGCCACAGAGUGUUGAGCCUUUUAUCUCAGCCCCAAGAUCAGUUACAGUUGAAAACCCUUAUGGGUUCCACCACUUCAGAGGCUUUAGUGAAAUUUCAGAAGGUUGUCUCUCUCCUGAACCAGAGAUUAGGCCAUGCAAGGUUCAGGAAAGCCCCUUCGAAACCUUCCACGUGCCAGCAAUCUCUACUGGAGACCACCCAAAUCGAACAACCCAUCUCUGAUUCCAAAACCCAACUUCAAAUUCAGGGACCAAACACCCAUUUACAGAUUAUUCAGCAACAGCAGAUUCAGCACAUGAUGCAGUUUCAGCAACAAAUGAAGUUGCAGGCCCAAGCUGAUCUCAUGUACAGGAGAAGCAACAGUGGGAGCAUGAAUUUGAAGUUUGAUAAUUCGAGCUGUACGCCGACGAUUUCAUCGAGGUCAUUCAUUUCAUCACUGAGCAUGGAUGGAAGUGUAGCUAGUAUGGAUGGGAAGCCGUUCCAUUUGAUUCCUGCUUCUUCCCAGGAUAGAAGUGGUCAUAGCCAGAAGAGGAGGUGCUCUGGUAAAGGUGAAGAUGGGAGUGGGAAAUGUGGCACCAGUGGGAGAUGUCAUUGUUCAAAGAGAAGGAAAAUUAGGGUGAAGAGAUCCAUUAAGGUUCCUGCAAUUAGUAACAAGCUUGCUGAUAUCCCUCCUGAUGAGUAUUCAUGGAGGAAGUAUGGACAAAAACCAAUUAAAGGUUCUCCUCAUCCAAGGGGAUAUUACAAAUGUAGCAGCAUGAGGGGUUGCCCUGCUAGGAAACAUGUUGAGAGGUGCUUAGAAGACCCUUCAAUGCUAAUAGUCACUUAUGAAGGGGAGCACAACCAUUCGCGUUUAUUAUCCCAACCCAAUCAAUCUUAGUGUUUCAACUUGGCUAGCCUCAGUUUGAAACGUUCUACCCUGUGCUCUUUCAUCUUCGUGGCUGCCAUUUACCAAAACGUUGUCCUGUAAAUACGGGGGUGAUGGAGAAGAAAUACAGAUGGGAAAAGGUUGGUUUUUUGAGCCAUUGUGGCCUUUUUGGAGUGAGACAGGCUCCCUGCAAGAUGAAAAAGAAAAAUGUAAGAAUUGUUUUUAUGGUGGCUGCAUCCUACUUUGAUCCUUUUUUGCUUCCUUUUUCUUAUUCCACAUUUCACACUCCAGAGUACUUACUUUAAUCUCUCUUGUCUGGCCCUGUUUUGAUCUGAGCUUUUCUGGUUUUGAGUAAAAUUUUGUUUUGCAGA
Amborella trichopoda is the source of this 1872-nucleotide messenger RNA. RefSeq names its product WRKY DNA-binding protein 39 (gene WRKY39). NCBI's taxonomy places the organism in Eukaryota, Viridiplantae, Streptophyta, Magnoliopsida, Amborellales, Amborellaceae. The record is from RefSeq and is a predicted model, not a curated record. Gene Ontology annotation, molecular function: DNA-binding transcription factor activity; sequence-specific DNA binding. Gene Ontology annotation, biological process: regulation of DNA-templated transcription.